This is a messenger RNA of Poecilia reticulata (guppy), 4126 nucleotides long. It is a transcript of the gene proca1, whose product is annotated as protein interacting with cyclin A1. Lineage: Eukaryota; Metazoa; Chordata; Actinopteri; Cyprinodontiformes; Poeciliidae. Gene Ontology annotation, molecular function: A2-type glycerophospholipase activity. The record is from RefSeq and is a predicted model, not a curated record. Gene Ontology annotation, biological process: phospholipid metabolic process; arachidonate secretion.
UCAUAUGUCAAACAGCUUUACACAUACGGUUGAUGCUUUUGUCCACUCCUCUGGGAAGUUAAGUCAGUUGGAUGGAAAUUUUAUCUGAACCUUAAAUUUCAAAUCUUGUUAAGUGUCAAGAGUUUUCAGUUAGAUUUAAGACUCCGAACUUUGACUACGCCAUUCUAAUAAUAUGGUUUGUCCUCCAUCAACAGCAUCCUUGAAGCAACUGAAGAAAAGCUCGAUGUGUUUAAGUUAGAUGUUGCCGCUGGGAAGUGAUGACUAAUAGUCAAAUCCCUCGUUCUAAAACAUCCGCCACGCCACCUGGUUUAGUUCCGCCCUGGGCAACUGUCCAUAUCAAAAACCGCCCCUGCUAAUAGUUCUGUUGAUGAUUUCCCUACAGGUGAGCUCUGAAGGCAAAUGAGGAGGAUUUUUUAAAUAUUUUUUUUUCCGGGAGAAGCACUUUCUUUAACGGUACUUCUGAAAGGCACUAAUUUGUUAGUCGAUCAUGAUUUUUUUUUAUUGUGAUGUAAACAAAUCAAAUAGAGAUGUUAAGAUUAAGUGAACACAGAAGCAAAACGAAAUGUGCGAAGAAAGAAGAGUCUAGUGCAGUCCUUUAGGUAUCUGUAUGCAUUUUUGAAAGAAGAAAAAUAAUAGCUACAUUACGUUGCUUAUGAUAAUAAAAAUAACACUAUUAAUAAUGAAGAGGAAAAAAUGGUAAUAAAGUAAUAAUAUUGCCGAUAAUAAAUCGACACCGUCUGCUCCCGAGCGGGAAUGAAAAUCCUGCGAUCUGAAUGCAGGAUGCAAAACAAAUACAAAAAAGAUCCAACAAAACUUUUCUUAAUGUAAACAGAGAAAUCUUUAUUAGAUUAGAAUUUUUAACAGCACAGGAAGACACACAAAAACUGGUCCAAGUUUAGACGAGGGGAUGCUUAACAGGAACAAACAUCUUCUAACUUCUAACUUCAUCUCAAACUCUUCUGGAUCAAGCUGACCUACAUCUUCGGUGCCCAAACUGAAUUUGGCCCUAAGCUUGACACGCUUUGACGUCGGGAUUUUAGGUCGACACCGAUUCACUGCCUCGGUUUUUUUUUUUUUGCGUUUUUUUGUUACGUCCGUGGUGUGUUGGCACAACCACUCCAUGAUGCUUGCGUUACCAUGGGAAACGUAGGCAAGCUCGAAUUCCUCCACGCAUGUUCCCAGAGAGUGGGACUCCUCUCCUCUCUGAGGGGAGGGGCCUGGAAGGUAACCUGCGGUCACGUCUCUCUGGAGAAGCCGGGGGGGGGAGAGUUCAAGCUCAGAUCGGCUUUAACCCUCUGCUCUCCUUCGGUGCAACCCUACACCGGGCGGCUGUACCUGCUGGCCGCGGAGCAGAAACACAAUGACCCCCCAGUCUAAAGAGGUUAAUCUCGCUCCUCUGACUCCUCCCCAUGUGGUCACUCUGCGCGUUACGAGUCGCACCACCUCAGCCUGCCUUUAAAAGUGGGAGGGUUGCGCCAGACAGCGCCAGAAGAAGCUCGCCAGGGGAGCUGUCUGCGCUACGCGUGGUGCUGAAAAGUGCCAGCCGCCCACCAUCAUGUGGUCAGUCUUCUUUGUCCUCCUGUCCUACCUGGACAGAAACGUGGCCAGGGGCGACUUCCCGAGCCUCGCUUCGGACGCGGACAAGGAGAGCAAGGAGAUGUUCUCCAUGGUCAACGGCACCUUCUGCGCAAAGACGUCCCAGCUGGGGGGGAACGUCCUCUACCAGGUGUCGGACGGAGCCGAGGUGAUCCGCACCGUGGUGAGCCCCGGCGGGCAGCUGGUGACCUGCUCGGUGGUCGUGAACCGGACGGAGGUGAAGUCGUUCGCGCACGAGUGCAGCCUGGGGCUGGAGGAGCGGAGCGGAACCAGCCGGCGGCCGGAGGAAGAGGAAGAGGAAGAGGAGGAGGAGGAUGAGGCGCGUUUUGCGCGCAUGGAUGAAGCCAGGCUGGCGUGCCGGGAGUUUGAGGAGAGCAGGGCACACAGCGGCGGGRAGGAUGAGCAGGGGAAGGGUCUGAGGAGAUCCAAGAGGGGCUUCACCUACCCGGGGACCCUUUGGUGCGGAGCCGGGAACAUGGCGGAUAACUACAACCAGCUGGGAGACUUUGCAGACACGGACAGCUGCUGCAGGACCCACGACCACUGCCCCAACGUCAUCCACGCCUUCUCGUCAAACUACGGAUACACCAAUUUCAAAUGGCACUCCAUCUGCCACUGUGACUGCGAUGAGGAGUUGAAAGCUUGUCUGAGACAAGUCAACGACACAUCCUCCAGGGUUGUGGGUCAGGCGUUUUUUAACGUCAUCGGUGUGCCCUGCUUCGAUUUUGCCUACGAGGAACAGUGCGCUGAGCGCCACUGGUACGGCCUGUGCAAACGAUACGACAAAUUCCCCAUUGCCGUGCUGAGAGAAGCAGUGCCGUACGACUACGGCGGUGUUGACGUCAUAGACGAGCUGACGGUGGUGCCACCCAAGCGGGAGGAGUCCAAGAAGAACGACGAGGAAGAGCAGCGGGAGAGUCCCACUCAAAGUACGAUAUCGGAACCGUCGCUAAGGAACGUUGUCAUCGCCGCCGAGGACUUCAUCAAGGUGCUCGCCACCGUCUCCACGUCUCAAAGCUCCAACGCCAACUCCGACAAGGAGGAAGCGCAAACCUCGGAGAAGAAGAAGAGGAAGAACACUGGGGCGAAGAAGAAAGCAAACAGAAAACAUAAAAAGAAAGGGAAGGGCAGGAGGAGGAAGCAGAAAACGGAGGCGGGUGUGAAAGCAGAGGAAGGAGCUGCGGGAAGCAAGGCAGAAGACAUCUUGUCUUUGAGCAACUUCAUCAGCGAGUCCAACAAACGCGAUCAGUCAAGGUUUGAUGCAAACAGGGUUGAUGACAGGGAAUUUCAGCUUAGAAGGACAGAUGAGCCCUCCAAUCAAGUCAUGAAAGAUGAGCCUACCUCGGGUAAAGAGAAGGUUUCCAUUACGUCACCUCUGAAGGUUCGGAAGAUGCCGGAUGAGUCAGUUGAGGGGAUGAAAGAGGAAGUCCCUUUAUCAGAAAGCCCGAUGACUCUUACGACACAGAAAGUAAAAACUAGAGGACAAAAAAAGGGCGGGAGAAACAGCAGCAAGAAAAAUUCACCUCCUUCCUCUGAACACCAUAGAUUAAACUACGUAGACUCUGUUCCAACGAUUAUUGACUUACUGCCAACCGUAGAACCGGAGCAACGUAGCUCCACUACUACAAGCACUGCCAUUGUUCCUAUUGUAGCCCCCAAAGUGCAAAGGAGCAGGUCAAAGGAGAGAGGAGACAAAGAGAGGAGAAAGAAAAGAAAGAAAGUCAGCUCAGACACUCUCAUUGUGCCUUCUGACCCUCAGGAAUCCUCUCCUGAGAGUUGGACAGCGUUCCCUCUCUCCGGGUCUCCUACUUCUGCAUCAGCCCCACGCAUGGAGCAGCUGCUUUUAAGAGCGCCGUUUUACAGACCGGACAGUCAGGUUACGGCUCUCAGCCCCAACUUUUCUGCCUCAAAGAGGCGAAGGUCAAAAGAGAGAGUGCCGAGAAACAGAAGGAGGAAAACAGUCAUCCUUCUCUCCAGUCAAAACCUGUUUUCCCACAGCGGCCCUGAAAAUGCUAACCUUGUUCCCACAACUCCUUACACCCUGGUCGGUCGGCCGGGUUUCGCAAGCACCCCUGCGCUGCGAGACACAGAAGCUCAUGAUGAAUUGAGGCUCUUGACAACAGCCGGCCCCACGGUGAGCACAAAUCUCAACGUGCUUCUAAGCAAACGGCAGAAAUCCGACCAGGAACAAAACGAACCAGAGACACUUCCAACUUCGCCAAUCAAGGUCAGAUUCGAAAAGUCCUGGACGACCACGUCUGCAGCUCAAUCCAUUAGUCCGCUUCAGUUCUCUAUUGAGAGAGCGAGAGCACAGUUCAACAGGAAGAAAAGGAGGAAGGCAUUGCAGUUGCGUCAACAGCCAUAGACCCCUGUGCUUCGGGCGUAGCUGGACCAGGAAGGCUUUACUCUAGAGGAUAUGUUUGAUUAUACUGCUUAAAAGAAUGAAAUCAUACAAUCACUGAUUGUACUUUGAGAAUGAUCUUUUUCAAUAUUUUCUCCCGGAUGUCAGAAAUAAAAUUUAUAAAAUAUU